Molecule: messenger RNA, 2547 nt
Organism: Stereum hirsutum FP-91666 SS1
Lineage: Eukaryota; Fungi; Basidiomycota; Agaricomycetes; Russulales; Stereaceae
Product: DEAD-domain-containing protein
Exons: 3
Coding region: 385-2457 (690 amino acids)
Biological process (GO): ribosome biogenesis
Cellular component (GO): nucleus
Molecular function (GO): nucleic acid binding; ATP binding
Source: RefSeq, a predicted model, not a curated record
AAGAAGGGUGGUAGAUGGACAGACAGAUUGAAGGCCAAGAGGGUCUCGAAACGAAAGACAAGAGUCGGAGAAAAUUCUACUAUUGACCGUUCACCUCAGGAUGACCGUCCCGUCAAGCGACCACGGAAGGAACAGUCGCAAUCACACAAACCUGCUCCCAAACCGUCUACUACGACUUCCUCCAACGACCAGCCUUCAAAAUCUCGAGCACCCACGCAAAUCAUCUCCUCUCUCUUCUCAUCCAACCCCAAAAUCGAGCAUGUGUCUGCUCCUGCCUCUUCAUUCAAGGCAAAUGCUAAACCGAGCAAUGCACCUUUGAACGAUUCUUCUUCCUUCGCCGGCUUAGGCCUCGAUCCUCUCAUCAUCUCUCACCUUUCAGAAAAAAUGAGCAUACAAAAGCCCACAUCUAUACAGCGCUCAGCCCUUCCUGCUCUCCUCGCCACUCCGACGGAUCCUUCAUCUUCUCGCGACGUCUUCAUCCAAUCCCAAACCGGUUCCGGAAAAACAUUAUCCUUCCUCCUUCCCAUUAUCCAAGAUCUUCUACCCUUAAGCUCUCUUUCCUAUAUCGACCGUUCCGUAGGCACACUAGCCAUCAUCAUUGCUCCUACACGUGAACUUGCCAAGCAGAUUUCCGACGUGCUCGAACGUCUUCUCACUCUUCGUCUUCGCUCCAAAGAGGACUCCGAUGGCACCUCGACGGACCGUCUUACUCGGUGGCUUGUCUCAGGCUUACUCACAGGAGGUGCAACACGUACGCACGAGAAAGCCCGGCUACGGAAGGGUAUCCCUAUACUUGUCGCCACACCUGGCCGUCUGCUCGAUCAUCUGCAGAACACUACGUCUCUUGACGUAGGCAAAUGCCGCUGGCUCGUGCUCGACGAAGCGGAUAGGUUGAUGGAGCUUGGGUUCGAGGAGACUAUCAAGGGGAUUGUUCAGGGUCUGGAGGGUAGGAGGAAGUUGGCUGUCCAGGCGUACAAGGAAGGGCAGAAUGUUGAGAGCGUGGGAUGGGAUUGGGAGACGCGGAGGAGAACAGUCCUUUGUUCGGCGACGAUGAAGGAAGACGUGCAGAAGUUGGCGGGAAUGACGCUAGAGAAUCCGCUCAUGGUCAAAGCGACGGAAAACGACAUUCCUUUCCCUACUACUGUUGGAGUUGGAGACGGCGAGAAGGGUAUGUCUCUGGCGUCGAGCGAGAAGUUCACGCCGCCGAGUCAGUUGGCGCAGAAGUACGUGGUGGUGCCGUUGAAGCUGAGAUUGGUCACACUCGUCGCACUCCUUCGCUCCCUACUCUCCCAGAACUCGGCCAACAGGAGAGGAUCAAAGAUCAUCGUUUUUCUCAGCUGUACGGAUUCCGUCGACUUUCAUUGGCGGUUAUUGUCCAGCUCGACCAUGGAAGAUGAGGAGGCUGCUAAUUCCUCAGACGAUGACUCUGAUGAAGAGGAAAACGCUGACAGUGACGAGUCUACUCCUAACACGAAACCAUCGAAACGACCUUCGUCAUCUAUCGGCGAGAAGAUCGAAGGCAAAUCACCACUCCUACCCGAGGCUUCGAUCUUUCGAUUACACGGCUCCCUUCCCCUCGCCACUCGACUGGCCUCGCUGAAGGGCUUCUCGGCACUCCCGUCAUCGUCCCCCAACUCCCCCGCAGCUUCAAUUCUUCUCUGUACAUCCGUCGCCUCUCGCGGUCUUGAUCUCCCUCUGGUACGUGCAGUAGUGCAGUACGACCUUCCAACAGAAGGUGGAGCUACGGAAUACGUACAUAGGGUAGGAAGGACAGCCAGAGCGGGCAAAGGAGGUGAGGCGUGGAGUAUUGUGGCGCCAAGCGAGGCGGAGUGGGUGAAGUGGGUUGAGAACCGGAUGCAGGGCUCGACAGAGCCAGGUGCUACGGACGAGAAGGAGAAGGGUGCCGCGAGAAUAGAUGGGGUGAAGAUGGAAGAGGUGUUGAAGAAUGGGUUUGGUGGGAAGGGGGCAGAGUGUGAGGAGAGAGCGACAGAAGUGCAGUUGUCGUUCGAGAGGUGGAUAUUGCGCAACAAAGAUAACACAACACUGGCACGCAAGGCAUUCCAAUCCCACAUGCGAGCCUACGCCACACACCCCUCAGACGAGAAACAUAUCUUCCAUAUUCGACACCUCCACCUCGGACACUUGGCCAAAUCAUUUGGUCUGCGUGAAGCUCCUAGCUCCGUCUCUGCGUCUUCGCAUAAAGGCAAAGGAUCUGCAUUCUCAGCAAAGAGGAGCGCAAAGGCGCCUGGUCCAAAAGCUGGAAAACCUCAGGCUCACAGGAAGACUCACGUUGAUCGGGAUGAGGAUCGUGAUGCAGAUGCGGAGAGAAGGAUGAGGGAGGCAGUGAGGGCUCAGGGAAAGACAGUGAAGAAGGGAGGUGUGAUGGCGAGGUCACAGACAGACGAGUUUCAGGUUGCUUCUGGGGAUGCACUGGAGAGGUUGGUCAACCGUAUGUGAGGGUUUUGGGCAAAUUAUUCUUUCAUUGAACUGUAUAUCACGAACUCGUUCCCGGUCAUUAUUAAUGUCUAUGACAUACUCACAAUUGUC